This is a messenger RNA of Enhydra lutris kenyoni (northern sea otter), 3573 nucleotides long. RefSeq names its product junctional adhesion molecule 3. The transcript has 9 exons. Gene Ontology annotation, biological process: cell adhesion; angiogenesis. The record is from RefSeq and is a predicted model, not a curated record. Bases 10 to 942 code for a protein of 310 amino acids. Gene Ontology annotation, molecular function: protein homodimerization activity; protein heterodimerization activity. Lineage: Eukaryota; Metazoa; Chordata; Mammalia; Carnivora; Mustelidae.
CCCCUUGUCAUGGCGCUGAGGCGGCGGCCGGCGGUCCGGCUCUGCGCCUGGCUGCCCGACUUCUUCCUAGUACUGCUUUUCAAGGGUUGCUUGAUCGGAGCCGUGAAUCUCAAAUCCAGCAACCGAACCCCAGUGGUACAGGAAUUUGAAAGUGUGGAAUUAUCUUGUAUCAUUACGGAUUCACAGACAAGUGACCCCAGGAUUGAGUGGAAGAAAAUUCAAGAUGACCAAACCACAUAUGUGUUUUUUGACAACAGAAUUCAGGGAGAUUUGGCAGGUCGUGCAGAACUAUUGGGGAAAACCUCUCUAAGAAUCUGGAAUGUGACCCGGACAGACUCAGCCCUUUAUCGCUGUGAGGUGGUUGCUCGAAACGACCGGAAAGAAAUUGAUGAGAUUGUCAUUGAGUUAACUGUUCAAGUGAAGCCAGUCCCUCCUGUGUGCAGAGUCCCGAAGGCUGUACCUGUAGGCAAGACGGCCACGUUGCACUGCCAGGAGAGUGAGGGCUACCCCCGGCCGCACUACAGCUGGUACCGCAAUGAUGUGCCGCUGCCCACAGACUCCAGAGCCAAUCCUAGAUUCCGAAAUUCCUCUUUUCUCUUAAACUCUGAAACAGGCACUCUGGUUUUCAAUGCUGUUCACAAGGAGGACUCUGGGCAGUAUUACUGCAUCGCUUCCAAUGAUGCAGGCUCAGCCAGAUGUGAGGAGCAGGAGAUGGAAGUCUAUGACCUGAACAUCGGUGGUAUUAUUGGGGGAAUCCUGGUGGUCCUCGCUGUACUGGUCCUGAUCACUGUGGGCAUCUGCUGUGCGUACAGACGGGGUUACUUCAUCAAUAAUAAGCAGAAUGGCGAAAAUUAUAAGAGUCCGGGGAAGUCAGAUGGAGUGAACUAUAUCAGGACAGAUGAGGAGGGCGACUUCAGACACAAAUCAUCAUUUGUGAUCUGAAAUCUGAUGGUGUGGCUGAGAGAGCACAUGCAAAUACCUCUACCAGAAACUCCUAUCAAGAGCAGCCCGGGAGCCAAGUGCACUUGGACAGAGCUAGACACUUGCGCAAAAGCUUUUUGUUUUGGCCAAAGUUGACCGCUACUCCUUUCUUACUUUUUAACAUGCCACAUGAAUAAAAGAAUUUUCCUCGAGAUGGGCAUAGUCAUCACAAGGGGGAAAAAAAAAACACACAACUGUAUUUCUCUGAGGCGGAUUCCCAGUCUGUUUCUGGCCUGGCUCCCACCUGAGCGUUAAGGUGAGCGGAAAGCUCUUGCUCAUAGAGGCCGGGCUGGGCACUGUGGCCUACGAAGCCAGUUUAUUUGCCGCUCACUUACAUCAGCUCAGGUGAGUCCUGUGUGUGGGGCCAUCAGGCAGCCACAUAGCACCAGCAUUGCAGGGCUGCAGCACCCUGCAGCUGCAGAGUUUGAACAGUGAACCCAGAAAAGAGGCGUUUUAUGUGAUGGUCUUGUUUCACAGCUGCCCACAGCCAGCACUGCAGAUUCUUCCUGAAGGUUUUGUUGAUCAGUAUUUUAGUGUCCAUAUUGGAAAAUCUAUUUGGAUCAGAAUUUUAUAAAAACAGCCCAAAUCAGGAAGGUAAAUUGCUUGUCCAUGCGGGGGAGGGGGCGGUAAUAUUUACAUACAAACCUUCAUCUUGGGCAAAAUCUGAAAUGGUACUGAAAUAAUGCUCUGCUUUUCUAUGGGUGUUUAUUUUAUAAAAUUUUACAUUCUAAAUUUUUGCUAAAGAUGUAUUUUGGUUAUUGAAAGGAAAAUUCUAUUUAAACUGUAAAUAUGUUGUCAUACAGUGUUAAAUACCUAUUUUUUUAAAAAAAUUUUCAACUUAAGGUAGGAGUUCCAAGCUACUAGUGUUAAAUUGGAAAAUACCGAUAAUUAAAAGAGUAUUUUAACCCCAAAAAAAUCCUCUCGAGGAAGCUUACUGGAACAUUCCUUUUUCCCCACAUAAGUUUCAGCAUUUUUCACAAGAUAACUACAUUGUCUAUACAUCAGAUCAUUGUUACUUAGGAAACUUUUUAAAAAAUCCAGUUGAAUAAUGUCAAAAUCUGUUUUCAUCUCUCCAGAAGAAAAUGUAAGCUCUAAGGUUGGCUUUGAACAGUCUCUUCCUAGAUUACUCAGACUACCUAAGCCCAGAGACACCACCCAUAAGUGGUUGGAUGUACCUGUGAAACCAUGUUAGCCCACCCCCGGGCUUGAGUCCUGCACCACGCUCUAAGUUGAUAUUGGCUACUAACUUUGAAGGCUAGCCAGCAUGUGCACUGCCAUCUUUAUUGGCCUGACAGUGGCUUUGUGUGCUGAUUAGCUUUAUAUUUAUAGUGUUGGACAGUUAGUUGUAAGGUGGACAUUUCAAGAAGGGUGGGUGUCUUCCCUGUGGUAUCCCAGCCUUUGGAUCCCGUGACAGAGCUCUUUGUUUGUGGAUGGCUCCUGAAACAAAGCAGCCUCUGCUAUUUGGUUUUAAAAUUCAUUUUACUUAUUUGUGUAGUUCAUAAGAUUGUCCAGGGCCAAAGGCCGUUCUAAAAACUACAAUAAUGUUUUUUAAGAAAAUGAAUUCCACUCUUCCUCUUUGCCAUGAAGAAAGCACAGAGACACCACAGGUUGUGUCUCACUUCACAAUAAACCCAUUGUGUGGUGGCGGUGAGGCCAUCCCUUUGAAGAACAUCAGGUAUUGCAGCCAGAGCAGAAAGCCUGAUGGUAAGGAAAGCGAAAUGCCUGAAUCAAAGGCCAUUUUCUGAUUUUUUUUAUUUUAAAGUCUUUAUCUACCCAAGACACUGCUGCUCACUGGGUGUGGGACAUUAGAAACAUCAUUCAAAAGCCUUUGUUCUUCAAGAGCAGAUGUUCUUCACCUUAGAUUGCUGUGUUAAACUCAUGAUGUGAAGCUGUUUGAAGAGGGAGCUUCUCAGAAGAGCGCCUCCAGUCCCAGUGCCUCCAGUGUGCUUCAAGGAUGGUUUUUAUCCAGAAGGAUAGAGUCAUCUUGGGAUUAAACUUCCAGUGUCUUAAUUUUUUAUACUUGGAGGGUUUUUUUUUAAUUGAAUACUUGAGACUUAUGUUGACUUUUCUUUUUUAAGUUCUGUGAAUACUCUGCCAUGGGGUAUUUGGCAGAAGUGGUGGGCAACUCUUCAUAAUUGCUUAAUGGUACCCAUCUUCUUUUGCGUUUGUGUCUUGAAUGCUUACACUUAAGAUAUCCCUUCAUCCUCACCCCAUCUUGGUAGAAAGGGAUAGUGUCCCUGUUCUCUAAUUGUUGGGGAGCAACACUCUAGCUGCCAUAUUGGUUGUCCAAGUGAUAGGAUGGCCUUGUUGACUCCCUUCUUGUGACCACAACACCUCCUAGUGCCAUGUGAACUGGGUCUGACAGAAGUGAGUAUGGAGUCUGGGAAGUUGUUGCCUAAUACUGUAAAAAUGUAGACAGAAAAGGAACAUUCAUGUGUUUUUAAGAUGUGAAUGUGACUGAAGACUCAAAGCUUCUAUAAGGCUACUGUGGCCUCUGGUGUGGCUGUUGCUGUACAUAGACGUUGCAGACUUGUACUAACACACCUAUAAGUUGGUAUUUGUUAAACCUCAUUUAUAAAAGCUUUUAAAAAA